UUUCGUCACGUAACCAUCGGAAUUUGCUAAACAGUCACGCAUGUGUGAGUUGUGACCGUUACACUUGGUAUCGGCUGUUACAAUAGCACAUUUCCCACACAAAGACAGUGGUAAAAUCACACAACUACCCAGGAAAUUGUGGAAAAGUAGGUGAGAUUGUAGUCAAAGUAGAAGGGAAAGCAAUGUCUGAAGAAGAGGAGAACCCUAAUGCCCACUGGGUUGAGUCACUCUUUCCUCCUGCUUAUGGAGUGACACUGAACGAGGUCUUGGAGGGGAGAAUGCCAGAUGAUGAGGAGCAUGAAUCCAGGAGGGUUCAGAGGGUGUCUGCUUACAAUCCUGAAGCUAUUCAAAAUGUCUAUGAAAAGGUCCGCAUGACUAUGGCUCUCGGGAAAGAGAUUAAGAAACAAAAUCAGCAGUCAAGUAAAGGAACUAGAGAUGUUUCACAAUCCAGUAACAACCGGUCUCCAGAACAAGGCACCACGGACAGAAUGGAGAAGCAUGUUGAUCUGAGUCAUUCUUGUAUUUGGGACACAGAGGAGAUAUCUGUGCUACGCAAAGUGUACAAGGCAGCCAAAGAGGAAAUAACUCAGUUAAAAGUCAGGAUUCAUGAAAUAGAGGAUAGAAAUAAGAAGCUGGAGCAAAGGGCAGUAACUCUUGAGACUCAACUUCAGGACAAGACAUCCAAGCACACCGAGGCCAAGAAGGCAAAUCGCCGACUGAAAAUUCACUGUGAUACGCUUCAGGAAGAAGUGGGAAAAGCUACAGCCAAAGUUAAAAUGCUUCAUGAAAUGUACGAAGAAGCUAAAAAGGAAAGGGCUCGUUAUAUGAUGGAAGCUCAUGAGGCCCGGGUGGAUCUGGACAAGGAAAGGCUGAAGAGAAAGGCUUUACAGGUGCAGUUCAGUAGUCAGAAUCAGAAAUUUGCUGUAGAUAAAGUCCUGGCAGAAGAAAACAUCAGGCUAUCUUAUGAACAAGAAAUGGCCAAUUUACAAAAAAGACUGGAAACUGUCUCCACUGAUUUGGAAUGUGAAAGAAACCAACAUUCUGUGACCAAGAAAGGACUGGAGCAAUUACAGAAACAUUUUUCCUCUUUACCUUAUCAGGCAGGAGGCUUUCCUAAUGCUGUAAGCAAGGACGAGAUCAAACGAUUUCAGUAUUAGAACUUAUGUGUUGGAUGGGUGUCCAAUAUAGGUAGCAUGCAUGUUGAUUUACAAAUGUGGGAUUUUUUUAUGACAUAUGUAAGGCCGAAAGCAUAGGAGUCAAAUAACUAUAGUUAUAUGGGUUUUGCCAUGGUGUGAGGAUUGUUAUUCCUCUCUUCCUCAUAUAGGAAAAUUGGUAUGCAUAUAAUGAAGUAUAAAUAUUCGAUGCAUAACUGGAGAAUAAACUUGUUCCAUGGGAUACCGAAAGUUAUUUUGUGAUUUUUCCAGUAGUGAGGAAAUCUAUUUGUAGAUGUAUGAGUAUUUCCUUGACACACACAUCUGCUCUAAAUCACAACUGAGUUUGCUAAUUGUUGUAAGGAGAUGGUUAUGGCUAAGUGGUUAAAACGGUUGUUUUUGAAUUACUUGACUCACAAGAUGCGGGUUCAAUCCUGGCUGUGGACAGCCAAUUUGUAGAAUCUCUUCUCAUCCUGCAUACUUGUAAUAGUUAGCGGCUGUUUGAAUUGCCUUUCCCUAGCAUGGUGUACAUAUCAGUAUAUUACAUACGAGAAACAUUAUCAGUAACUUUACAGCUCUUAUGCCAAAAACUAUGCUUUUUCUCCAGACUCUCCAGUUUUUUGCACCAGAAUUAUUUCAGCAUCAUUUGAUGAUACUAAGAACUAGUAUAGUAAUCAGUCUUAUUAAACGUCUUAAACCUUCUUUGAUUUAUAGAAAUACAUGCAACUCAUACCUGACCGGUGAAAACUGAUAACAUGGUAGUGCUUUAGAUUGUCUUGUGCACUAUUUUGCUUACAUUGAAACAGUGAAAUCUCUGUCGCUGUUUAAAUUGAUUAUGAUAUUUUAUGUAUGUGACGUGAACAUUAUGGUUGUAAACUGAAUGACAAGAUGAAAAUUGGCCCAAAGGACAAGGUCAUGCAGAAAUUUUGGGUGAAAAUGGCUUUGUUCAUAUUUCCUCAGUUUUCUGUCCUUUUGCCUAUUUCAUGUGCGUGGUCAGUGUGUUUCUUUAUUUCAUAUCUGUGACAUUGACCUGGUUAGUUUGUAUCAUGCAUGUCAUUCUGAGGUUACAGUUUCAAGGUAACUCAUGCUUGGUAUUGCCGAAUGUUUUAAAUUUCAUGGAACUGGGUAUGAAUCAUCUAUACACCAAGGUUGCAAUCGGACUGACUUUCUGACGAACAUUUGUCUAAAGGUCACGGUCAUGCAGAAGUGAAAAAAAUCUGAGGACUGCUUUAGUGUUUGCCAUUCGCAAAGACAUUUUCUAGUUUUGCAUCUAUAUAUAUUCUUGGUUCACUGUAGUGAGAAGUUGUUAGAACCAUGGUAAAUGGUCAGCUACAUUUGAACAGUAUACAUGCAUCUACAGAUGAUGUAUCAUAACAUAUAUUUAACGUCAUUUGUAACUAUCUUCAUGCUAUACCUGUAUGUGCACAUACAUGUAUGUUAAAACUGCAGUGUGAAACCAGCCAAAUGUUGAAGAAGCAGGAAUUUAUUUUUAUACCAUAUACAUAAAUGCAGAAUGACAUUAAACUUCAUACAUAUACUUUUUGUCAGUGUUCACAUGUAUAAGUCUCAUUUAAAUGUAGAAGACAUAUUACAGUGCGUUUUAAGUAUAUCCUUGGAGAAAAAUACAGGGCCAGGUUGUUUAAAAAUGUCUUAAAGUAAAGCCAGGCUUGCUUUAUGUCUUAAUACGAGUCUUAUCCUAAUACAAAAUCAAUGCCGCUUUAGUCUGGUUAAUACAGGGUUUAAGUCCUAAUACUGUUUUGAACAACUGAGCCCUAGACUAUAUAUGUACAUGGAUAUCAGAAUGGAGUGUUUGUUAACAUUCAUUUCAUCACACGUCAGUUCUGUAAA
Liolophura sinensis is the source of this 2999-nucleotide messenger RNA. Its product is annotated as coiled-coil domain-containing protein 160 homolog. The transcript is spliced from 3 exons. Bases 183 to 1157 code for a protein of 324 amino acids. The record is from RefSeq and is a predicted model, not a curated record. NCBI's taxonomy places the organism in Eukaryota, Metazoa, Mollusca, Polyplacophora, Chitonida, Chitonidae.